Messenger RNA from Blepharisma stoltei, 963 nucleotides. Lineage: Eukaryota; Ciliophora; Heterotrichea; Heterotrichida; Blepharismidae. The record is from the annotation of a GenBank genome assembly.
AUGGAAGACUUUACUUGUCUUAUGGAUAUCGACCCAAAUCCUAUGAUAGCGUUCGAUAUCGAAGAAGAAUCAGAAAUUUUGAAUUAUGUAAGUACUAGUACUGAAACUUCAAAAGAGCUAAACUACCUUGAGCAGAAAUUCAACACAAUUGAUAUCAAAGAAAAGUCUGCUGAAGAAGAAAAAUCAUCAAUUUGUAGCAAUAAGAGCACAUACUAUUCCAGUAAGAGCUCAUGCACAAAGAGAAAAACAAACGAGUACAAAAAGACUAUGGCAGUCGAUUCGGCUCUAAAGUUCAAACUCGAAACUCUGCUUCUAGCUUUAUUUAAAAGAAAAAAACCUAACAAGCCUCCCAAAAAAGAAUAUAUUCGAUGCACACUGAUAAGAGGACACAAGCGCUCAAUAAGACAAAGUUUCCAAGGAAUUUACCCUUCAAAAGGGAUUCACAAAUUUUUAUUAACUGAUGCCAAAUCUUACAGAAUAUGGAAUUACUUAACACAAAUCUGUCUCAGGGAUAGUAGAGACUCAGCAAUAAUGAUGGAAAAGUCAUCUACAGUAAAAGGCCCAAAAACUGAUGGGAAAAGCAAGAGACAGCAAAUUAAAGAAAAUGAUGAACUUAAAAAAUCAUUUAAUGAUGACUUCUGUCGAAGCUAUUUUCUCGAAGAAGUUAUAAAGGAGCAUUAUUACUAUUACAUUAAACUUUUAUUUGCUCAUUUUGAUUGUGAUAUUCUGUGCGAAAAAUUUAAUUUCUUUUGCUGUGAAGGAAGGCAUACAGAUAUUUGUACCAAAAAAUGGGAAUUGUUAAACAUUUUUGUCAGCGAUUUAAUGCUGACUGAUAUAAAAAUCGAUCCUUGGUUUCCAAUUGGAGAGCAAAGACAAAAAAUAACACUGGAAGAUAUAGAUGAGCUUUCAAAAGUCGCAGCCUACAAUAAAGAUGAUGAUGACAUCUCACAAUUCUUGGCAUAG